This is a messenger RNA of Gambusia affinis (western mosquitofish), 5059 nucleotides long. It is a transcript of the gene scrt2, whose product is annotated as scratch family zinc finger 2. Gene Ontology annotation, molecular function: DNA-binding transcription factor activity, RNA polymerase II-specific; RNA polymerase II cis-regulatory region sequence-specific DNA binding. NCBI's taxonomy places the organism in Eukaryota, Metazoa, Chordata, Actinopteri, Cyprinodontiformes, Poeciliidae. Bases 515 to 1474 code for a protein of 319 amino acids. The transcript has 2 exons. Gene Ontology annotation, biological process: regulation of DNA-templated transcription. The record is from RefSeq and is a predicted model, not a curated record.
UCAGUAGUAAUUUGAUGUGUGUCCCUGGGGACAUUUGAUGGAUUAAAGCUAAGCAGCUCCAUUUCGCAGCACCACCUGAUCUUCCUCUGCCUGUGCCCCAUAUAAAGGCUGGCGUGAUUGCUGAUCUCAGCUAGUCUGACAGUCUCUCUCUCUCUCUCUGUUGCACUCUCUCCCUCCUCUCUCUCUGUCUGUCUCCAUCUCUUCUCUUCCUCACUGGUCUCUUAAGCCUGCUGCAUCACAGGAGCUAUCCAGUGCUGAACAGGAUCGCUUUUAUUUUUUAUUUUUUUAUUUUUUCUGGGGGACGCUGGGGGAACCAAAGAGUAUCAACCUAGCACUGCCAUCAGCCUCAUUCUCCGCCGGUUUCCAUCUUUUUUUUCCUUUCUUGUCUUAUGUUUCUGACCACAUCAACCACAAGGAUUUACCGUCAAGCCAGCUCCGCUUGUUUGCGUCCUCAGAGGGUCUUUUAUUUUUUCUCAUGCGUUUCUCUCAGCCCCGUGUUUUCAUCCACUGAAACAUGCCCCGCUCUUUUUUGGUGAAGAAAAUCAAGCUUGAUGAUUUUUCUUCAUCCAAUGUGGCCAACUCCAACCAUCAUCACCACCUGGACGACUCGUUCACUUUUGCCCGGUCCAUCACAGACUCGGUGACCAGUCUCGGGGUUCGCCUCAGCGAGAAUGGAUACAUCCAGGAUUACAUCACACCAUCUGUAUACCAGGGGGAGAAGAAGAUGGAGAAUAAACUGGCAUCGCCGGUGUCGGACCCCCUGUACACCCAGGUGAGCAGCGGAGGGGAGUACUGCGACCCGGACCUGAAGCACCCCGACAGCCCGCAGUCCGGCAUGACGGCAAGCGGCUUCUACACUGGUGAAUCGGAGGCUCUGGCCGAGGGUUACACCAUGGAUGCCUUCUUCAUCUCCGACGGGCGCUCCCGGCGAAAGGGAGAGGGUGAGGCUCGCGGGUCCAGCUCGAGAAGCAGCAGUGCGAACGGAGGGGUCCAGGAGCGGGGCACCGGGGUGCCUCGCCACACCUGCAACGAGUGCGGGAAGACCUACGCCACCUCCUCCAACCUCAGCAGACACAAGCAGACGCACCGCAGCCUGGACAGCAAGAUGGCCCGCAAGUGUCCCACCUGCAGCAAAGUGUACGUGUCCAUGCCGGCACUGGCAAUGCACAUCCUCACCCACGACCUCAAGCACAAGUGCGACGUGUGCAGCAAGGCCUUCAGCCGGCCCUGGCUGCUGCAGGGCCACAUGCGUUCUCACACGGGGGAGAAGCCCUUUGCCUGCGCCCACUGUGGCAAAGCCUUUGCUGACCGUUCAAACCUCCGCGCCCACAUGCAAACACACUCUGCCUUCAAGCACUACAGAUGCAAGCGCUGCAAUAAGACCUUCGCUCUCAAGUCCUACCUGAACAAGCACUAUGAGUCAGCUUGCUUCAAGGGCUCUGCGGACGAAGACGACUCUGGAUCAGAGAACUAACACAAGAGAGAAGCAAAAUUUCUGAACCCCUGUCGAAGGUUCACAACCAAUAACCCUGAUCACUCUGCCCUCCAUGCCUUUUUUCUUCCCUUUUUUUAGAAAGCAAUAUUUUCACUGAGAUUACGUGAAGAAACUCUGAUAACUGAUUAUGGCAAAGACAAUUUCAAAAGAUGCUGGAUUUUUUUUCCCUGCACAGUAGCUAAUCGUCCACAGAAACAUACAAUCAAUCAACCUUUUCCCCCAAAUAGAGACUGUAGAUGGUAGUUGUACACAACUCAGCAACGUGUCCUCACACCAAUGUGGGAACACGCAAACACACACACACACGCACACACACGCUUACAUGAAUGCACACCCACACUUACUACACAAUUAUAUAUGAGGCCUGGCAUGUGAAUUUUUAUCAAUGACUAUAAUAAUAUUGAUAUCAAUAGUAAUAAUAUUUAGAUUCCUGAUAUUUUAUAGGAAAUAGUAACAAAAACAAACAAAAAAACAUAAAAAAGGACUAACAGUGUUCUUUUGUUUUUUAGAGACAAAAUGACCUCUUGUAUUUUUAUGCUGCUUUUUAUUUGCUAAGAAUUUAAUUCUUUUGCAACUGCCAACAUAAACUUUUUACAAAAAUGUGAACUAUGACAGUAUUUGCAAAAAAGGGAGAUCAUUUUAAAAAGGUUAAAAAAAAAGACAAACCCUCCUUUUUGUCCACACCAACGUUUCAAUUCAACGGAUGUUAUUUUUCUAUUUAAUUUUUCUAAAUUUAUUUUUUUGUGCUUUUUAUCUCUUGUUGAUCAAAAGCUUCUUUGUAACUGUGGGUACAUGAAACAGAGCUCAUCUUAAAUAAGCUAUAAGACGAACAUACGUCAUUCAGAUCAAUUCUGCAGGAACAGCGAUUUUAAAAUGUUGGCCUGUUGAGCAGGUAUUAUUACUUCCAUCAUCCGAUCCGAUUCAUAGUCUCACCCUGAUGCACAGACUUGGACAAAAACAAAACAAAACAAAAAAAAUACAUACUCACAGAGAGCCAGACCAAAUGAUCUAAUAAGUGCCAUGAGCGGUUCACUCAUCUAUAGCAAUUAAAACUCUUGUUGUUCUUCCUUCACCAUGAUGGCUAGCGUAAACGCCGCUGCCUCCAUGGUGCCUCGUCCAGUCUUAAUGAGUAAUCUCGACCCCAUAUUUGAGGUGCUCCCCCCUCCACCAGUAUUACCUCAGAGUGAACGUACGGACUCGCACACCCUCAGUUACAAAGUGACAAAUUUUUGUGUUUGUCUGUUUUUAUAUGUCGCUCAAAGCUACGCCCAUGGUUUAGUAGAUGCAUACCAUCUAUUUAUCAUGUAAAUACUUUAUUUAUCCUCCUGUUUAUCUAUUUAUUUAUUUAUUCAUCCUAUUUUUUGCUUAUUUAUUGAAUACUUAUUUAUUAUGUAUUUAUUUAUUGUUUGUAAUUUAAAAAAAUGAACAUCCAUUGACCUUGUAAGAUGCUGCUGAUCUUCAAAGAAAAUGUUUAUAUGCAUGAAAACUGUAGAGAGUCCAUGGGACUUAGUUUUAAAGAGGAACAAUGUACAGUACCAGUGCUAGAGGACUUCCAAUGAAUGAAUGCAAAAUUAGUUUUAUGUUUUGUGGCAAUAACAUGACUGAAAAAGCAAUUGACUGGAAAAACAAUCACAGCUGUUCUGUUUUUGUUCAACUUAGGGCAAUAAAAAGAAAACAAUGACAAAAAAUUAUUGAUUUUGUUUCCCAAAAGCCCUCCACCUCCUCACAGAAGGAGAUUUUUGGCCUCUUUUUUUUGUCUUUCAAUCUCAGGCAAUAAGUUCUCAGAAGUGGUCUACACUGAAAAUCAGAAAACAAAAAGGUCUCGGGUGUGCUAAAGUCGCAACAGCAAUAAUGACGCCAAGAUUAGCAGGUCAUAACUCCAAAACUGACAUGGGAUCGUUUUUUGUUCACGUAAUAAUUUUUAUUCUACUUUAAAAACACAACAAGACAGUAAUAAUAAUAAUAAUAAUAAUAAUAAUAAUAAUAAUAAUAAUAAUAAUAAUAAUAAUAAUAAUAAUAAAGUAUUUAAAUGCACCAAAGUGUGUAAUGGUUUGAAGGAAGCUAAUGUAUUCUCUUUAGCCGCACUGUUAAAACAAUCUUGGCAUUAACUUCCAGGGAAAAGAAAGUUUUUCAAAUUGCUGUAAUAAAAUAACAUGCAGCAUUGCACUUCUAAACCGCAGCUCUAUGGGGUUUUUUUGUUUCCUCCCCUCAUCCCUCCCCUACGCAGCAGCCGUCCUCACCCUGUCCCAACUGCCUCUGAACAGACGCGGCAAGCAUUAGAUGUGCUGAAGUGGGAUUGGCGGAGGGUGGCGGAGUGUGGGAGGAUAACAGGUGUUUGUAGACAGACUGCAGAUAGGGAGCGUAAUUGAGUCGGUGAGCGACCUCCAAGGGGAAGGUCAAGCACCAGCAGGCAAAUGCACUGUCAGCUAUUUGCAUAUUCCAAAUGGAUGGCACUAUCGCAGUAAUGCUGAGCUCGCUCUGGGAAAAAAAAAAAAAAAAAAAAAAAAAAAAAAAGCAAAGCUGAGGAGGAGAAAGGAGAGCAAAGAGGAGCUUCUGUUCUAUUUGUUCAUCCUCUUCUCUCUGUUUCACCAUCAUCCUGUGUAGUGCUACAGCUGAAUCACUGCAUGAGAGCAUCCAAACCACCUGUCUAAUGAUCAACGUGUAGGACACACAAUCUGGAACAUCACUGUAAUAUUACACAAAUGCAAAAAAUUAAAAAAUUGCUUCCAAAAGAUUUUUUAUGUUUUUCUAUAUUAACGUGCAAGGGGACAAUAAAGUAUCUCCAAAACAUGGGGGAUGUGUGUUUAAACAACAAAUACAUGCACUGAGCAUAUUAAAAUAGCAAAUGCAGGCUUGCAUUUAAACCUGGCAGUAUUAAAAAUCUGUUUCCAGAAAAAAAGGGGCACAACAAGCAAAAAUAUUGCAUUUAGAUGUAGGGAAACAUUGUUCCUCUUUGAUUUUGUAAAUAUAUUUGUAAAUAUAUCACAGCAAUAAUAUCACAAUGCAUGUAGACAUUUAAAUGCUCUUUUUCUAUCCAUGUCUUUUUUUUCUAUUUAAAAAGAAAAGACAAAUGCAGGUACCAAUUGCAGUCUGGUUGGCCAUGUGAAUCAGGGAGCGUCUUGAUUAAGAAGCUAUCUGUUAUAAGUUAGAACAACAACUUUCAACUCUGUGUUUUCUCAAAGAUCUGAUCAUGUUGGAUAUGAUUUUUUAAAAUUUCCUUUCUUUUUUUCUUUCUAUUUAUGUGCCCGGCUUGGCUGCGCAAUGAAAAAGUGCCAAAAAGUAUGAUUUCCAUGACAAAAGCCUUCAACAUAUGGUUGGCUGCUUGAAACCAUCCAUAUGGUCCUCAAAGAAAAAAAAAAAAAAAACUGAUUAAGAUUUUCCACCUUCUUACUCAUUCUUUCUCUCUCUCUCUCUCACUCUCCUUAUCUCUCUCUCUUUCUCUCCGUUCCAGUAUGAAGAAACUUAAGCCAUGAUUGCUGAGGGGUGUUUUCAUUUAUCUUGUUCUGCUACAAUUAAUAACAACAAUAGCAAUGAUAACAUUAAUAAAAACAAUAGCACAAGGAA